Messenger RNA from Astyanax mexicanus (Mexican tetra), 1789 nucleotides. RefSeq names its product WD repeat-containing protein 88. NCBI's taxonomy places the organism in Eukaryota, Metazoa, Chordata, Actinopteri, Characiformes, Acestrorhamphidae. Bases 150 to 1337 code for a protein of 395 amino acids. The record is from RefSeq and is a predicted model, not a curated record. Gene Ontology annotation, molecular function: protein binding. The transcript is spliced from 11 exons.
CGCGGCUCGGCUCGGUAACCCUGCGGUGGAGCUGCAGUGUGGAGCGGCUGCUGGUGGAGAAGUUUAGCGGAGUUUAGUGAGUUAAUCUGAGGACUAUGUGUAGUUAAAGUACCGCCACAGGCCCCUCGAAAUGCCCAAGAGCCCCAGUAAUGGAUCCUCUGGCGCUUGACGAGGCGAAGACUUCCGAGGACAGCGGAGAACCAGAGACCGGCUCUCAGUGGGAGCACGAGCCGCUUUCACAGAUCCCAGUAAAGGUGUUGAGGGGACAUGCUGACUCUGUCUCCAGCUGCCAGUUUUGCUUCAGUGACACUCGACUUCUCACCGGCUCCCGUGACCAGACUGCAAUAUUCUGGGAUGUGGAGACAGGGACUCAGCUUAUGGUGCUGAAAGGAGGACAUUCUGCAGCCAUCACUAGUUGCUGUUUGGUCCCAAAAACAAACAGAGUAAUAACAUCCUCCUGGGAUAAGAAGGUGAAUGCCUGGGACCUGGAGACCGGCAAAAUACUGUGGACAAAAACACAGGGAGGUAUAUUGAUGUCAUGCAGCGUGUCGGGGGAUGGGAAGUAUGUGGCUUCAGCCUCAGACAUGGAGAGUGCUCUCUACCUCAACUGUGCAGACACAGGACAGAGACUGCAUUACUUGAAAGGCCAUCAUAAGUCCACAAUAACGAGCUGUCAGUUCGAUGCCCAGAGUCAGCACUUGGCAAGCGUAUCAGCGGACAGAUCCAUUAAAUUAUGGGACCUCUGCUCACACAAAACCACUCUGUCCAUUAACAGUGCCCACACCAAUGUAAUUUCCAGCUGUUGUUUCACCUCUAAUGGCCAGUACCUCUGCACAGCAUCAUGGGACCGGACCCUGCAACUGUGGGAUAUAAGGGCGGGUUCGUUUCGCACCAAGGGAGGAGUGCAGCUCAAAAAGGGCCACGAUGGUUGCGUCAGCUCCUGUGCUUUCUCCAGUGAUGCUUCAGUUCUGGUAUCUGGGGCUUAUGAUAGGACUGUAACACUGUGGGACAUGAGGGGACUCAGGAAAACUCUAAUACUGAAGGGCCAUUCGGACUGGGUGACAGAUGUCAACAUCAGCACAGAUAAGAACUGGGUCAUCUCUUCCUCAAAGGACUGUACAGUGCGUCUAUGGAAUAUUGAGCAGUAUGAAAACAUACCUGCAGUCAUUGAGACUAGGAGGACACAGGGAAUGGGCUUUCAAAUUGUGAAGUGUGAAGAAUGUGGGAGGUGUUUCUCAGUGUCUCGGUUGGAGAACAGCAGCAGCGUGAUCAGUAAAUGUGUUUUCUGUAGACUGAAAUCUCCACUCAGAGACCUGCCCGCUCCUCCGCCUCUCUGAACACGGAAACAGAGCGUUAACUCGCUUAGCUAAACCAUUUAUCCAGCAGAAACCCUGACUGCCUGUUAACUUCUGUAGUUUUAGCGCUCACGUGCUCUUAUAUCCGGUAUCGAGGUACACAGAAUCCGCGUUAACUAACAGUGAACAGGUAAAUAAACAGUAUUGUGGUGAGACGCGCGCGGUGCAGCUACACGUAUUUGAGCUGUAAUAUGAGGGCGCUGCUCAGCGGCGCCGUGGCUUAGUUGGUUAAAGCGCCUGUCUAGUAAACAGGAGAUCCUGGGUUCGAAUCCCAGCGGUGCCUUUUGUGAACUGGAACCAGACACAAAUUAAACGUAAUAAUAAGAUUAUCAACUGAUUAUUAUUUAGAUAAUAAAAACUAUUAUUUAUAUACGUUCUUAUUUUAUUUUUUUGCAUUUUCUUGAUUUGUAAGCAAUAAAAGAGACUUAAAUAGA